UUUAAAAGUUUAAGGAAAUUAAAAAAUAAUUAUCUCGUGUUGCCCGCCAACUUCCCCAACCCAACUAUCUCGGCCACGCUCCACCGCCUCUGCCAAUGGACUUCAAAUCCGCCGACGCCGCUCUCUGGAGAGAAACCCUCCUCUCCUACGAUUCCGUAAUCAAAAGCCUCGGGAAACCCCACCUCAUUUCCCAUGACGAUUUCUACCGCAAGGACCUUCCAGCUCUGCUCCACCAGCGCGACCCCAAUCCCUACAUCACCACCGCCGAACUCUCCAGCCUUAUGGAGUGGAAGCUGGCUCGCGGCAAGUGGCGCCCGCGCUUGCUCUCCUUCGUUUCCUCACUCGCCGACGCCGUCGUCACCGAUGCCUCCACUAAGGCCUUUGCUGCCCUGCCUGACGCUUCCAAGGCCAUCUCGGCCUUGACGGUCCUCAAGGGCGUGGGGCCCGCCACCGCCUCCGCAGUCCUGGCCGCCUACGCGCCUGAUGUCGCCCCCUUCAUGUCCGAUGAGGCAAUGGUGGCUGUCCUUGGGAACUCAAAGGAUUAUUCGUUGAAGACAUAUGUCUCAUUUGUGGAAAAAGUGCAAGCUAAGGCAAAGGAGCUGUCUUGUUCGGAUGAUGUAUUCACACCGUCAGAUGUUGAGAGGGCAUUGUGGAGCUGUAGUGCAGGCGCCAAAGUGAGAAGCUCAUCAAAAAAGGCAGACGAAGUUGAGCCGGAGCGCAAGUCCAAAAGGAAGAGGAAAUAGUAACUGCCAUGGGCCAUGGCUAGGUAAGUUAGACAUAAUGUUGUUGCUGCUGUGGAGCCGAAGUGAGAAUCUCGAAAAGGCAGACGAAGUCGAGCCAGAGCAUAAAUCGAAAAGAAAGAGGAAACAGUAACAGCCGGUGGCUAGCUAGUGAGACUUAAUAUAUUGGUGCUGUAUGUGCAAUAUACAUUAUCCUUUCUAUUUAACAUCUUCUAUAUGUUUCA
Molecule: messenger RNA, 964 nt
Organism: Salvia splendens (bonfire salvia)
Lineage: Eukaryota; Viridiplantae; Streptophyta; Magnoliopsida; Lamiales; Lamiaceae
Product: DNA binding protein
Exons: 3
Coding region: 96-743 (215 amino acids)
Source: RefSeq, a predicted model, not a curated record